AGCGCUCACCUGCCCUGCUCUCUCUUCUCCUACCAUCUCUUGUUUCUUUCUUCUUUCCCUCUCCUCCUCCCUUACUCAAAGCACACGAAAACAUUGGUUUUGAUCCGAGUUUAAAGUCUUACCCUCGUUUGAAAGCCGGAGACUGUUCUCCACUUCUCUUUCUUGUGCAAAGCUGAUUUGAUCAGGAGCUUGUCAUGAUAAAGAAGAUGGUUGAGAAUUAUGGGCCUGCUGAGGGUCUACGUGGGAUGCAUACCUGUCCAGAUAUAGGACGGUCGGGAUCGAACGAAGAAAUUCAUCCUGUGGAGGCGAAAAGGUCCAAGAUUAACACGCACAUAAAUUAUGCACCAGGGGGAUUUAGUCCUCUAGGCCUGAGGUUAACUAAAACUCCGUCCUUCGCGGAACUCAUAGAAACAAAGCUAUGUAAGCAGACUCCCAGCGCUUUAGAAAAAAGGAUGAAGAGAAACAAAGCUCAUUCUUCAGCUGAGAAGUUGAAGGCUUGUAAUAUGCCGGCAUUUUCCCUCCAAAUUGGUUCUUGGAAGAGGGUGGCAUCAUUUGAUGGUGAUGUGGUGGCUAAAUGCUAUUUUUCCAAGCAAAAACUGGUGUGGGAGGUUUUAUGUGAAGGUUUGAAGAGUAAAAUGGAGAUCCAGUGGCUUCAAAUAUCUGCUAUUAAAGCUACAUUCAUCGAGGGACGUCCUGAUAGUCUCAAAAUUGAGUUGGAGAAGCCACCAAUGUAUUUCCGCGAAUCUUCUCCACAACCGAGAAGACAUACUAUGUGGGUUUCUGGCAAUGAUUUUACAGAAGGCCAAGCUCAGAUAUACAGGAGACAUAUUCUACAAUUUCCCGAAGGAACUCUAGAGAAACAUUAUGAAAAGCUUCUUCAAUGCGAUCCUCGGCUUUAUGAAUUGAGUCAGAGGCCUUUUCCAGACCUCAAUUCUCCAUUUUUUGAUAUGAUUCCUAUCAAGCAGAAUAUAUAUUAUCAACAAUCUGGAAACUUAUUUCAAACCCAACAAGUUCUACAUCGAGUACCUCUUAUUGCUAAUACGAGCUUGAUAAGCUCACCAAGUCGACAUACUGUUCCAUAUCAAUCUACAUCAUCAUCCAUCAAUGCUUUGAAUUCUGUGUAUUCAUUUCCAAUGGGAACAAUAGACAGGAGGAACAUGAGUAUGGCCCCAAACCCAGUUAUGAACUCUCAACGUUCCAACAAGGAACUUUCAGUGCACUCGGUCGAUCCUGCAACGAGCUCUGGCCUCGAUCAUAACAUUCUUGUAUGGAAUCAAGGAGUACAGAACAUAAAAGAUUUCACUAACCUAUGGAACGAACAACUUGAUUCUAUUGCUCACAUUAAUCAACAGUCAAUCGGAAUAAAUUCAACUGCGCAUAAACUUUUCAAUGAACCACAAUCACCAGUAAAGGCCGAUGAGAAAUCUCUCCUUGUCAAGGCGAGCUCUUUUGGGUCUACUCUUUGUGAAUUCAAUGGAGUAGCACAAGAAGCUCCAACACCAGAAGAUGGAGAAUAUAAUCUCAGCAAUCCUAACAUGUUGAUGGUACCCAAAGUCUAUAACAGAAUUGAUGUACACGGGAAUGGAGCGCAUACUCUCAGUGAUUCAAGUUCAUCAAUGGAGCCAAUUCCUUGCUAUCAGAAUACUGAUAUCCUAUCAGAUAGUUUUAUGUUUAGACCAUGAUA
Messenger RNA from Asparagus officinalis (garden asparagus), 1684 nucleotides. RefSeq lists its product as uncharacterized. The transcript has 8 exons. The record is from RefSeq and is a predicted model, not a curated record. NCBI's taxonomy places the organism in Eukaryota, Viridiplantae, Streptophyta, Magnoliopsida, Asparagales, Asparagaceae. The coding region runs from base 195 to 1682 and encodes 495 amino acids.